CACCGCGCUGCCCGCCGCCGAGCGCGUCGUCUCCGCCGCCGUCGUCCUCGUCGCCGUCGAGUCCCGAGUCCGGGGAAGUCCCUCGCGGAAAUCGACGGCAGUGGAGUGCCGCCGCCCGGAUUAGUGCAGUGCAGUGGAGACUAGUGGACGCCGCCAGUGCUGUGUUGUUGUUGCUGCUUCUCCUGCUCUCCUCCUCCUGUUGUUGUUGGUGCUGCAGUCAUGGAUCAGCCACUGCGAAAACAACGACACUGGGCCCGCCCCGACAAGUGCCGCAGCCUGCCGGUGGUGCCCCUGGCGUGGCUGGCGUGGUGCGCGGUGCUGCUGCUGCUUCCGGGGAUGGCGGUCGCCGACCCUCGGCAAGACACUGGCUUCGGCAGAGCGGCCCCCGCGGCCCACCACAAGGACGACGUGCACUACAAGUACCAGUACGCCGUGGACGACCCCGUGUCCGGCGUGGUCAACGACCGGUGGGAGCAGCGCAGCGGGGACUUCGUCAAGGGGCAGUACUCGCUGCUGGACCCCGACGGCAAGGUGCGCAUCGUGGACUACGAGGUGGACGGCGAGCGCGGCUUCCACGCCGUCAUCCACACGCGGUACCCUGCGCCGUCGCUGCUGAGCAUCCAGUCGGCCAGCCAGGUGCACGAGGUGUACCAGGACUCGCCCGUCAACAUCCGCGCCAAGAACGGCCUGGACAUCCCGGAGUUCGCGCUGCGCAACCCGCGCUUCUCGGUGCGCGACAACCUGCCCUUCAACUACCACGCCCUGGACGCGGCCAAGAUCGGCCUCAACACGGAGGACGACGGCGCACAGCUGCAGUCCUUGGUGGACCUGAAGGACCUCGAGCCGCCGCUGUCGCCGCGGGAGGCACAGCGCCGGAAGUUCCACCGCGACAACCACCUGCUGCCGCACGAGCGCCUGCAGGAGCAGCAGGACCUACAGGGGCUGCAGCAGGCCGACCUGGCCGUGCAGCAGGACACGCGGCAGGACCUGCAGGACGUGCAGGAGCCCCAGUACCACACGCUGGACAGGCGCAUCGCGUACCCGCUGACGGCGCCAACGGCGCCGGGCUCCGUCUUCAACCCGCGCGCCGCCUACAUCAGCCUGCGGCCGCGGCCCACGGCGCUGUCACCUCUGCCGCCGCCGAACCCGCCCCCCAUGGACGUGCACCCGUCGCAUCGGCGCGGCGCCGCCCCCCUCGCCACCCCCGCCUACCUGUUCCAGCCCGCCCCCGUCACCAGCCUCGCCUCCAGCCUCACGUCGACCACCAGGCUGGUGGCCUCGCGGGGGUCGUCGCGGCCGCGGCUGGUGCAGCACUUGACGGAGACGUCGCCGGGGCUGUCGGCCAGUAGGAGCUACUACCUGCGAUGAAGGCUAGCGGUCACCUCGCACAAGGCCUCGCGCAAGGCCCACGGGGCGAGCCGAGCCAGGGCGCCGAACCGGUGUACAAAUCCCCAUGCCAUAUUGACCGACUCCCUCGGACUCCCUUGGACCGACUGACUAACCGAAAGACUGGCGUCCGAGUGACACGGAGUGACGGCACGGACAGCACUCUAGAAGUAACGCUCAUUCUUGUCAUUGUUGCCCUCUCAAAAGAUGCCUGGGAGGCAACCCAUCCAAGCCCGUUUCUUCUUGAUUAAUAAUCGCCAAUCGCCUUUUUCAACGAGCAGUGGCCAGGACUCGCAUUCUCAUGUUUUCAUCAUCAACAUUUGAGCCAUGUUCCUGAGCGUUUUGUAUAUAAAGAGAAUUGUACAUAGUUUGCAGGAAUUUCUAGUUUAAAACGUUCAGUGGAGCGAAAAAUGUUUGUACGAAAUUAAUUGAGCCAUUGUAAAUAGUAGACAGAAGAAGGGUGUUAGUAAAAUAUGUUAAACUAAAAUAAAUUUGAUAAAUUCUGAAUGUUUUGAAUAUGA
This is a messenger RNA of Thrips palmi, 1907 nucleotides long. RefSeq lists its product as uncharacterized. The record is from RefSeq and is a predicted model, not a curated record. The coding region runs from base 220 to 1368 and encodes 382 amino acids. The transcript has 7 exons. Gene Ontology annotation, cellular component: extracellular matrix. Lineage: Eukaryota; Metazoa; Arthropoda; Insecta; Thysanoptera; Thripidae.